Striga hermonthica is the source of this 795-nucleotide messenger RNA. NCBI's taxonomy places the organism in Eukaryota, Viridiplantae, Streptophyta, Magnoliopsida, Lamiales, Orobanchaceae. The record is from the annotation of a GenBank genome assembly.
AUGUUCACCAACACCGCCGCCGGCAGCGAUUCCUACCCGAUAUUCGACCGCCCGCCGCUCGUCCGCCGCCCCACCUCGUCCGACCCCGUCAAGUGGCGGUGCGGCGGCGGAGCCGCCGAGGUGGCCCCCAGCUGCCCCCGGUGCGCCUCGGCCAACACCAAGUUCUGCUACUACAACAACUACAGCCUCUCCCAGCCCCGGUACUUCUGCAAGGCGUGCCGCCGCUACUGGACCAAGGGCGGCUCCCUCCGAAACGUCCCCGUCGGAGGCGGCUGCCGCAAGAGCCGCCGGGCCCGAUCCUCCCGGCCCGGACCUACUCCGUCCCCCGCCCCCAAUCCAGACGCGAGACCCGAACCCGGCCCGUGCAUCGACCUCGCCGCCGUCUUCGCCCGGUACGUCGGCCCGGGCCCAGACGGCGACGAGCCGUCGUUCAGCCCCGGCCCGAGCAGCGGGUCGUCGGACGGCCCGGUCUUUGAAGCGGCGCCCGCGGACGGAUUGAUCGAUUUGGGGGGAUUCGGCGGUCGGGAAAUGGACGGUGGGGAUUUCGGGUUGCAGGAUUUCGACCCGAUCGGGAUGGGGCAGGGCGCGAUCGGGUGCGACGCGGCGGACUUGCUGUGGACGGCGGAGGAUACAACAAAUCUGCCGGAUUUUGGGGGCGAGGUACAACCGGGUAUGCAGGUGCCGGAUUUCGGGUUGUUCUCGAAUGAUGACCCGUUUCGGGUACCCGCGAAUUUGUUGGGUGAUAACUGGGCCCCGUUUGAUCUGCCUGCCUAUGAGCUUUUCUCCAAUCCUUGA